Messenger RNA from Amoebophrya sp. A120, 1917 nucleotides. Lineage: Eukaryota; Dinophyceae; Syndiniales; Amoebophryaceae. The record is from the annotation of a GenBank genome assembly.
UCGAGGCCUCUUCGUUCAGAAUCUAUCAGAACUCUGUACGUAACACCCUCGUCGGUUGAACAAACACUCUUGAGGACAAGCACAAACGUGUCCACUUUUUGCAGUGAAUCGGUUUUGCUGGUCGUUCAUCCGCACCUGUAUCUCUUUUCGUCCACUCAUCGUCCGUUGCAGCAGUGCGCACUUCGUCGGAAGCAACUCCCACGAAAAGUGUGGAAUACGAUUUUAAUACAGGCGUGCGUUUUCCCCCAACAGUAGUAUUUCCCCCUUGUAAUUUUGUCAUAUUUCGCUUUGUGAGUUUGUAAAUUAUGGAGCUGUUGAUUAGCCUGCGUGGUCGGCGCCGUAAGAAGUAUCGGGCAAGCGACGUAGGCUGAUCCAAUUUUCAGUUUUUUACCAUUUAAAGAGACCCCCAGAUUUUUAUCAUUUCCCAGUUUUUUCAUCCCAAAAACCUUACUAUAACUUUUUCCCCAACUACAACAUCUUCGCAAAAAUCGUAUUUAUCUCCGACAGCACUCGAGUAAAAGUUUCUCUACUGUACUAAAAGCUCCCUCCUGCGGAACGAUGAGCACCCGGGAUUCCAACCAGAAGGUGCGGGACCGCAAGGGGUCGCAGCGCAAAAGCCAGCGCGGAGGCGGCGGCAAGGACGGGACUACCGCGAAAAACAGCGGCGGCAAACCGAGUGGCGGGGGCGGGGGUGCGAGUUGGGAACAACAACAAGCCCCCAACUGGGACGCGCAGCUGGCCGCGGCGGAGAAGACCAACAGCAACCCCUACAGCAACAGCGCCAUCAUGGAGGUGCUCCACAACAUCGGGGAGAAUCUGAAGGAGCACUUGCAGGACCUGGAGGUGGUGACCCAGAACAUGCACGUGCUGGCCGCCGACAUCAAGGACGCGCGCGACCAGAACGAACUGAACGCGACACUGAAGCGGAUGCACGAGCAGAACGAGAUGUCGCGGAAGUACGCGCAACGGGUGAAAUCCGCCGUGCAGGACCUGCAGGACCUGCUCGACAAGCGGCGGUCCGCCCUGACCAAAACGGAGGCGGACUUUGGGGACCGCGCGCUGAAGGAGCACUCGCGCCGGUUCCACGCCGCCAUCAAGAACAUGCUGUCGGCCCAGCAUGCGUUCGACGAGGUAACCACGAAGAAGGUGGAGCAGCACAUGCACCAGAUGUACCCGCAGGCCAGCCCGUCGGACGUGCAACGGAUGGUGCAGGAGCGCCGGCAGAAGGACCAACAGCAGCUCCAGAACCCGAUGGCGGACGUGGAGGUGGCACGCCAGGAGCUGGACCAGCUGGACGAGGAGGCCCAGGCGCUGUUUGAGCUGGAGGCGGCCAUCAAGGAGACGGACGAUAUGAUGUUCUACAUCAACGCGCUCGUUGAGGAACAGGCGGAGCAGAUCAUCGACAUCGAGGACAUGGUGUACGGCGCGCAGGCCUUUGUCGGUGCCGGCGUGGAACAGCUCGAUGAAUCGGAGGGCUAUUUCAACAGGUACAUCUCUGUUCUUGUUGUUCUUUUUCCUAGUUUUGAUUUGCCUGUGUGCGUUCUUACCGCGCGUGUGUUUUUGAUGUUUCCAUCAAAACAAUGGCAGCUUUGAGUUGGAAAUUGACCUUGAACCACACGACCUGUGGUGGUGCAAUUCUAUUGACUGGUACCCAAAGAAAUCUUUUUCUUUUGUUAAUACUACAGCUACAUGAUCAAGAAGAUUUGUCUGUCCUGCUGUUUCUGGUGCGGGCUUAUCGCCGCGGUGGUUGUGGGUAUCAUUUUGUUGGUCAUUUUUUGCGGCAACGGCGGCGGGGCGACGGAGGUGCAUCUGGUUCAGAGUGCGGCGUCUUUUGUCGAAGAGAAGCACACCGCCGUUCGGCACGGGCUGCACAACUCCCACGGUCGCAGGACCUCCGCUUGGCUGUCCACCUUGUGA